This is a messenger RNA of Durusdinium trenchii, 2021 nucleotides long. The record is from the annotation of a GenBank genome assembly. NCBI's taxonomy places the organism in Eukaryota, Dinophyceae, Suessiales, Symbiodiniaceae.
AGCCGGUUCCUCAUCCAACGGGAACUUGGACUACUGACGGCAGCCAACUUCGAACCCUCAAGCAGCCAUGGAUCCAGAGACUGAUGACACCUAUGUGAGCAAGACCUUAGAGAGUUUGCGGAGAGCUCAGGAGCAGCUCACGGCUGCUGAUGGCCCCUUUCCGCUGGCUGAAGAGGAGGUCGAGCACUUUGGCACUUCGCAGAGAUAUCUUUGCUACCAGAAGGGCCCGAACAGCCUGACCUGCCACACCCUGCCGGAGUUCUUCAGCGACAGCUUCGCUCGACACACGGACAAGGACUUCCUGGUCUAUGAAGGCGACCGCUUCACCUACGGUGAGACGUUGGACAUCGCGGUGGCCUUGUCCCGAACGUUGGCGCAGACCUACGGCGUGCAGCGAGGUUCUUGCGUUGCGAUCGCUGGCAGAAAUUUUCCAGAAUGGGUCUUCACAUUGAUUGCGGUCAAUGGAUUCCUAAGUGCUGUUUCAUUGCCGGUGAAUGCGUGGUGGACAGGCACCGAGCUGAAGUACGGCUUGGAAGACUCCCAAACCUGCCUACUUGUCGCGGAUUUAGAGCGCUUGGACAGGGCACCGUUUUUGGAGCAGAUGGGAAUUCCGGCAGUGUGCAUGCGAGCUGGCGCGCGGAUACCACCGCAGAAUGCGCAACGCUUUGAAGAACUGGUGAUUCUGGGCAAAUCGUUGAACCCUUUGCCAAGACGUCCAGUAGAUCAAGAUGAUCGCGCGAUGCUGAUGUACACCUCGGGCACCACGGCGAUGCCGAAAGGAGUGGUGCUGACUCAUAGAGGUAUUUGUUCCGCGACCAACACGUUAAGUCUCUGGAACUAUGGCAAGGAAGUAAGCUCACAGCGCAACGUCAUCCUUGCGUCCCCACUGUUUCAUGUGAAUGGCUCUCAUGUGGGCCUGUUCGGCUCGAUUUGCAGAGGUGAGAAACUGGUGAUGAUGUACAAAUGGGAUGCGGGCCGCGCAUUGAAGCUGAUCGAAGAUGAGAAAGUACAAGCCAUCGUGGGUGUACCGACCAACACCUACGACUUGGUGAAUCAUCCGGAUUUCAAGAAGUAUGAUACCUCCUCCAUGGUUGGUGUCGGAGGUGGUGGUGCAGCUUUUGCCGCCCCCAUGAUCAAACGCGUGAAGGACACCUUCCAGAACGCGCGCGCCUCCACGGGCUAUGGGCUCACGGAAACCAAUGCCGUCAGUGUAGUGAUGCCGGCUGAGCUUUUCCCUGCACGACCCACCUCCUGUGGUUUGCCGGCAGUGAACGUCAACGUUUGCAUCCUGGAUGAGAACAACCACAAGCUGCCUCCCGGGGGUGUCGGUGAGAUUUGCUUCCGAGGGGCUACUAUCAUGAAGGAGUACUGGAGAAAGCCAGACAAAACAUCAGAAGUCUUUCAUAUCGAUGAGCAUGGCCAGUUGUGGUUUCGCUCGGGUGAUAUCGGGGCAUUGGAUGAGCAGAACUUUGUUUACAUUUUGGAUCGAGCCAAAGACAUCAUCAUUCGAGGUGGCGAGAAUAUCUCGUGCGCGGAGGUGGAGCAGGCCAUCUUUGAGCACCCGACAGUGGCAGAGGUCGCUGCCAUUGGGUUGCCUCACGAGAACCUGGGCGAGACCGUAGCUGUCGCUGUGGUUUUUAAGACAGGAAGCUCAGCUCCAGAUGCAGAAGAACUGCGAGAGCAUGCGGCCUCCUUGUUGCCGCGACAUAUGGUGCCGUCGGACGUCUUUGUGUGGAAGGAGGCCUUGCCUCGAGGUGCCACCGGAAAGAUCCAAAAGAGAGACAUCCGAGAAGAAAUCACCAAGUCCCGAAAGGAACGGCAGACUCCACCCAGCAAGCUUUGAUCAAAAGGACCGAGUGACGGUGACAGUGGUCGAGACGACCAAUUUUUGCUUGAUUGACAUGGUCAUGGUUUUUAUCUUCGAGCAAAGCCUCGAUGGGUAGCUUGAACUGAGCGGCCCCAAGAAACUUGGUGAGUUUUCAACUCGUUGCUUGAAAGGAGUUCAAAAGUUUCUUGGUGGA